GCAGCCGCACUUAAUCUCCCUGCCGAGUUAAAAUGAAACACCUUUUUUGACAGCAAAGUGUUAACAAACAUUUAAAUUCAACAUUUAACGGCUCGCUUGGCAUUUUGGUGUAACAUUCAGGUUGUGCUUGUGUGCUUUGUUUUGUUUUCGGCCGCUCCAGAAAGUUAGUUUUGUGACUUUACUCGGGUCAAAAGGUAGUUAGUGAAGCUAGUUCCGCCUUGCGUUCGCGCUGUGAUGGACAGCAGCGACAAGUGUCAAAAGUAAUCAGGGACGAGAUACAACGAGAACCGGGACAAAAACACGUCUCCUGCCUUUUGGAUACACUUUCACACAAGUUAACCGGAUCCAAGUAAGGGAGUUCCCAAAUAACUGUGCUGCCAAGUCGUCCCGCUGGAGGCAAAUUACAAGGACGUCGUUUCUAAUCGACGAUCGAUGAUCUUCAGAAGAAAAGCUGCUGAGUUUUGGACACUGUGAUGGAAAAUCCUGACGAUGAGGUCGACCUGCAACAUGGCACAAAAGGCGGCGAAGAAGGAAACUCCGGUGGGGGAACACCUCCAACCAAACGCAAAGGCAAGUUCUCCAAAAUGGGAAGGAUCUUCAAGCCCUGGAAAUGGAGAAAGAAGAAGCCAAGUGAAAAGUUCACUGAAACAUCGAUAGUCUUGGAACGAAGGAUUUCUGUUCGAAAAAGUCGCCAGGAGCUGGUCGCCAGAGGGGUUUUAAAGGAUAUCCCGGAGAAUGAGAACAAUGAUGUUAACCACUCCAAAGCUCCACCAGUGAAAAAUGGGCAUCCUGUGCCAAUGGACACGGACAGGAUGUCUCGAGGGGAAUCUGACAUCAAGGUGAAUGCCCUCCGGCUGCCCCAAGCAGAUGAUCGUCGAAGCAGAGCACCAUCCGACGCUUCCCGAAGUAACCGGGCCCCGCUGGAUGUGGACUCCCACGCACGGCUUCCUGUGGACGUAGACAGACGAAGCCGUCUGCAUUCAGAUGUUGAUAAGAGAGGAGGAUCGUUACCACGAGGACCUCCGCAAGAUGAUAGAUACCGCAGAGAAGAGAGGAGAGAUGGAAAAGAGGACAGGGAGGACAGAGGGAAGAAGAACAGGGAAGACGUGGAAAGAAGGGACUGGCGGGAGGAAAAGGAAAGGGAUGGGGGAGUUGAUCGGAGAGAAAGGCGAGAUUGGAGAGAUGACAGAGAGAGGAGAGAUGAAAGGACGGAGAGAGACAACAGGGAAAGGAAAGAUCGCGAGGAGCGGGAAAGGAAGGAUCGGGAUGAGAGGGAGCACAGAGAUCGAGACGAGAAAGAAUCCAGAGAUCGGGACGAGAGGGAAAGGAAAGACAAGGACGAGAGAGAAUGGAAAGACAGGGACGAGAAGGAACGCAGAGAGCGUGAUGAUAGAGAAAGGAAGGACGACAGAGACAAAGAUAAGGAUCGCCGGCUUGAGAGGGACAGGAGAGAACACAGAGAUGACAGAAAAGAUGACAGAAAAGAUGACAGAAAAGAUGACAGAAAAGAUGACAGAGAACGAGACGACAGGGAGAGGAAAGACGUGCGAGAAAGAGAUGAUCGGGAGAGGACAGAGAACCGAGAGAGGAGAGAGAGAGAGGACAGGGACAAAAGGGACGACUGGGCCAAGAGGAACGAAAGAGAUCGACGAGAUGAGAAGGAUAGGAGAGAAAAGCCAGAGCCUCAGCGGACUGUGGACGACCCGCGUCCCAUCGUCAGGCCCGUCUCUGAGAUGGACUUGCGGCCUCCUCUCCAGAAGAGCUCCUCAGAGGACAACAAGAAGACUCGUCCGGCCUCAGAGGCUGACAAGAGGAUAACCCUUCCCAGAUACAUCCCGGCUGCAGAGUUCAGAGACCGCUCAGAGUCCGCUGGUGUCCGCUUCGCCCCUGACCCUCGUCCACCCCAAGACUCUCAGCAGGAUCCUCCCCCAACCCGACAGGCUCUUCUUCCCCCGAAAUGUCUUACAGAUUCGGGCAGGAGUCCAACGCCCUCCUCUUCUUCCUCCUCCUCCUCCUCCUCCUCCUCCUCUACCUCGUCUUCCUCCUCGUCUGCUGCUAUAGCUGUGGCCAAGCCCCCGAGGACCGUCUCCCUAAUAGUGGAGGACCCACCUCGACCCUCCCUCGCUGACUCCGACCCGCCGCCUCCUGUCCCUCCCCACGCCAAGCAGCCUCCCGUCCCUCCACCCAAACCCACCAACCGCAACAGCAACCUGCUCGCUGAGCUCUCACAGCCUGGCAGUGGUGUCGUCGUAGUGCUGGCGCCCGCUAAGCGCUCGCCACCGACGCCGCCAAAGAGGAUGACCCCCGUCACCAAGCGCCAUUAUGUGGACCCUUCUCCUCCCAGUCAGGACCCAGAGUCCCCCACCGCUGACCCAGCCUCUGCGCCUUUCCCGACGCCCCCUGCUGUCCCUAAAGGAGAAGUCAACGAGGACAAGACGAGUGCAGCAGCUCCGAGCUCCGUCGAGCCUCUGCUUUCACCACCUGCCCACAUACCUCCAUCUCCUCCCAGGGUUCAGUCACUGCAGCCCCCCAGCUCCUCCUCUGGUCCCGCUGUGCAAAGCGAUCCCCCCAGCCCGACCACCAAGCCUCCCAGCCAGCCUCCAGCCAUCCCCCUGCACAUCCUCAUCCAGAGAGCUCUGGCCAGCCCCGGCCUAGCUCCUCCCAACCCAGACGGCUCCCAGCGGGCUCACUCCCUGCUGUUCGAGUCGCCUCCAGAUUUCCUCACCGAGAACUCGAGGAACUCUCUCCCGAUCACCAUCGAGCCUCUCAGGCUGCCGGAGGACGACGACUUUGACAUGGAGGAGGAGAUGCGGAAGCUUCACCCUCAGAGGCCCCUUCGCCAGCCUGAGCUGGAGCCGCGCAGCAGGAGGGGUUUGGUCGGAGACCUCAGGGUGAGCAUCAUCCCUGAAGGUGGAGGCCCCGGGGACAGCGAGGAGGAGUCCGACUCUGACGGCCCCAUCCUGUACAGAGACGACGAGGAUGACGAGGAUGAGGAAGCUCCAAGUGGGCUCGCGAGUCGUGUGAAGAGGAAGGACACGUUAGCCCUGAAGCUGGAGAGACAAGAGCGAGAGGAGAGGGAUGCUCAGGAGAACCAGGACAGCGUGAGUUGGCAAAACAGGGAUCAGUGGAUGGCAGUGAGGAGCAAGAUCAGUACCGCACUGACACGGCGGUUGAGUCAGAGACCAUCAGCAGAUGAGCUGGAGCAGAGGAACAUCCUUCAAGCCAAGAACGAAGAUGAUCGGCGAUUAGAGAGAUGUGAGAUCAAACGGAGGCUGACGAGAAAGCUGUCCCAGAGACCCACAGUCGCUGAGCUCCAGGCCAGGAAGAUCCUGCGUUUCCACGAGUACGUCGAGAGCACCCAUGCCCACGACUACGACCGGCGAGCGGAUAAACCGUGGACCAAGCUCACUCCUGCUGACAAGGCCGCCAUCCGCAAGGAGCUCAAUGAGUUCAAGAGCUCAGAGAUGGAGGUUCACGAGGAAAGCCGGAUCUAUACCCGGUUCCAUCGGCCUUAGCUGUCCACGCUGACCGGUGAAGCGCUCGUCACGACUCCCAGUCCGCCUCCUCGCUACGAACCCAACAUGUCGUCCGUUUGACCGCCUGCUGAGCUGCUUCAGCUGAUGGACGGGAAGUGAGAGAAGCCACAGAUCACUUCUCCUCCGGCUGUGGAGUUCAGGACCGGAGGGGUUUGUUGGUGCGUCCAUGACGGAGGUACCUGGUGCCAACACUAAAAGAGUGAGAACCCCCCCCCCCCCCCACCCACUCCCUGUGCUGGGGGGCCCAGAAAGACUGUUGGAGGGUUAUCACGCCGUCUCGCUCCGGGGAAACGUCUCCCCAUGCCUUCACCUGCCUUCGUAUUCUGUUCCCUCCUUCCUUAGAGCAGGGAGACUGCACAUAAAGACCCCCCCCCCCACCCUGUAUUUCCUUGAAUUGAAGAAAAAAACCCCAGAAAAGUCGUGUUGAAUGGAAGUAAAUGUGGGUUUACAAACUCGUGCAGUAUAAUCCACAUCUCAUGUGUGACAGUCUGUAACCGGAUGAUAAAGUAUUUAAAGUCCCCGUUUACUUCCAUUCAUCAACAAUUUCACCGUGGAGGAAAGAAACUCGAGGAAACACGGAGUAAUAAAUAAAUUAUGUUGUGCGUGAAAUAUGCCUUUAACAGCGUUUUCGACGCCGUAGAGCUGCCGUAGAGCUGCCGUAGAGCUGCCGCUGAGCUACCGCUGAGUUUCCGUAGAGCUGCCGCUGAGUUUCCGCAGAGCUGCCGCAGAGCCGGCCUUCCUCCUCACAGAGACCAGAUGUGAAAGACUUCCGUACAGCAGCGCGUUUCUAAUUUAAAACUCUAUUUGAAUCACUUUGUGUGUAACUCACUGAUUCCUAAUAUCUGAACGUUUUACUGUAGUGUACAUCCUUUAAAUGAUUCUCAUGGAGCACACGUCUAGAUUACUUUCUAAUAAGGCACUUUAUGUUCCUUAAUUGGGUUUGUAGAAAAUCUAAAAAGUAUAAUUCUAUGUUUAUAAUUGAAUUAUUCGAGCAGGAAAAUGUACAUAUUUUUAUUUUCCUGGCUGUUUUAUGGUACUUUAUAUGUGCGAGUCCCAUAGUUGGCUGCAGUUGUAUAGAUCAAUGAUGUAGAUGCGAUUGACUUUAUAUUGCACAUCCACAGUGAUGCUGACAUGUUUUAAUUGUAAAGUAGUAAUGGUACAACAUGUUUCUUUUGAUACAGAGAUUUUUUUUUGCAAAGCACACUGUACAAAUGAACAAUCCACUCAGUAAUUAAAAUAACCUGUGAUUUUCAUUUCAA
Cottoperca gobio is the source of this 4795-nucleotide messenger RNA. RefSeq names its product phosphatase and actin regulator 4a (gene phactr4a). The transcript is spliced from 15 exons. NCBI's taxonomy places the organism in Eukaryota, Metazoa, Chordata, Actinopteri, Perciformes, Bovichtidae. The coding region runs from base 474 to 3515 and encodes 1013 amino acids. Gene Ontology annotation, biological process: actin cytoskeleton organization; neural crest cell migration. The record is from RefSeq and is a predicted model, not a curated record. Gene Ontology annotation, molecular function: actin binding.